AUCACGUGUCCUGUUUGCCUUGUAUUGUUUUUGCCCUUGUUUGAUCUCACCAAUUAAAUCUCUUCACAUCUUUGUUGCAAUAAAAAAUCUUUUUGUUGUUUUCAGUGAAAUAAUGGGAACUAUCGGAGAUGCUGUUGCAAGUGACUUCUUGCAAUCAAAGAUAUUGACCAGGCGGAAUCUUCUUCUUCAUAGAAUUUCUAAACGGAAGAUCUUCCAUGCUCAUCAGAAUAGGCUCAAUUGUGGAUGCUUGUCUGUGUUUAAUGACAGAAGCACUUUAAGGAGCAGGCAUUUUGUAAAUGCAAUGGCAGUUGUUUCUAAUGGUUUACAUACUGCUGUAUCUGAAGAUUGUAGUGAACCGAUACAGAACUUAGAGAUAAUGCACUUUUACCGACAACCUUUGAUUCAAAAAAAUGCAAAGGCAGAGCUCCUAAAGCAGAUCCAGAUGAAAGUUUCUAAUAAUAUUGUUGAUAUAAAAACUGAGCAGUGUUUUAAUGUCGGUCUCAAUGCUGAGUUGUCUAAGGAGAAACUUGGGAUUCUUAAAUGGCUUCUACAAGAGACUUAUGAACCAGAGAAUUUGCACACCAACAGUUUUCUAGAGGAGCCUACUUAUGGUGUUUCUACAUGUCUGAUUGAGGUAGGACCCCGCAUGUCCUUUACAACAGCUUGGUCAUCUAAUGCAGUAUCAAUUUGCCAAUCAUGCACGUUGACAGAGGUGAGUCGAAUGGAGAGGUCCAGAAGGUAUCUGUUGUAUAUCAAGGAUGGAAGUCAUCUAUCAUUAGAGAGUAUAAUCAAUAGCUUUGCUUCUAUAGUUCAUGAUAGGAUGACAGAGUGUAUAUAUCCCAGUAAGCUUACUACAUUUAGGACAGAUGUUGUCCCUGAGCCUGUUGGUUUAGUCCCAAUUAUUGAGAGAGGAAAAGAAGCAUUGGAACAGAUGAAUUUGAAAAUGGGCCUUGCAUUUGAUGAACAUGAUAUUGAAUACUAUACAAGUCUUUUCAGGGAUGAUAUUAAGCGUAAUCCUACAACUGUUGAGCUUUUUGAUAUUGCCCAGUCAAACAGUGAACAUAGCAGACACUGGUUUUUCAAUGGGAAACUUGUUAUCGAUGGAAAGCCGAUCAACACAACAUUGAUGCAGACAGUAAAGAGUACCUUGAAGGCUAAUCCAAGAAAUUCCGUAAUCGGAUUUAAGGAUAACUCAAGUGCAAUUAAGGGAUUCCCUAUAAAUUUUCUGCAUCCGAUGCUGCCUGGUUCUGUUUCAUCAUUGUGCUAUCGGAAGUAUGAUCUUGAUGUUUUGUUUACUGCAGAAACUCAUAAUUUCCCUUGUGCUGUUGCUCCUUACCCCGGUGCAGAAACUGGUACUGGAGGUCGUAUAAGGGACACACAUGCAGCUGGUAAAGGGUCCUUUGUUAUUGCUUCCACUGCAGGCUAUUGUGUUGGUAACCUUCAGAUGGAGGGAUCAUAUGCUCCCUGGGAAGAUCAGUCUUUUUCAUAUCCACAGAACUUAGCUUCUCCAUUGCAGAUCCUAAUUGAUGCUAGCAAUGGGGCUUCUGAUUAUGGAAACAAGUUUGGAGAACCUCUCAUUCAGGGUUACACAAGGACGUUUGGUAUGAGAUUACAAAAUAGAGAACGACGUGAAUGGUUGAAGCCGAUAAUGUUUAGUGGAGGAAUUGGGCAGAUAAAUCACAUUCAUAUAUCAAAGGCAGAUCCAGAUGUUGGCAUGCUGGUUGUGAAGGUUGGUGGUCCUGCGUAUCGGAUUGGCAUGGGUGGUGGUGCUGCAUCAAGCAUGGUUAGUGGGCAGAAUGAUGCAGAUCUUGACUUUAAUGCUGUUCAGCGAGGGGAUGCAGAGAUGGCUCAAAAGCUCUAUCGUGUCAUUCGUGCUUGUGCAGAGAUGGGGGAGAAAAAUCCUAUAAUCAGCAUACAUGAUCAAGGUGCUGGUGGAAACUGCAAUGUUGUUAAAGAAAUAAUCUAUCCCAAGGGAGCGGAGAUUGAUAUUCGUGCUAUAGUAGUGGGAGAUCAUACUAUGUCGGUUCUAGAAAUCUGGGGUGCCGAGUACCAAGAGCAGGAUGCUUUAUUAGUGAAACCAGAAAGCCGAGGCCUAUUACAAUCAAUAUGUGAUAGGGAAAGGGUCUCCAUGGCAGUUAUUGGGACCAUCAGUGGCACUGGCCGGAUUUUGCUGAUUGAUAGCUCAGCUGUUGAGCAGUACAAGUCUAGGGGACUUCCACCUCCACCUCCAGUAGAGGAUCUUGAGCUUGAGAAAGUACUGGGUGACAUGCCUCAGAAAUGCUUUGAGUUAAAGCGGAUCCCUUAUGUGCAGGAACCUAUUGAUAUUGCUCCAGGGAUCACCUUGAUGGAAUGCCUCAAGAGGGUCCUCAGACUUCCUUCAGUCUGCUCAAAGCACUUCCUCACCACAAAAGUUGACAGAUGUGUUACUGGUCUUGUGGCACAGCAGCAAACAGUGGGACCUUUGCAACUUCCCCUUUCUGACGUUGCUGUUAUUGCUCAGAGCUACACUGGCCUGACAGGUGGAGCUUGUGCUAUUGGUGAGCAACCAAUAAAGGGUCUUUUGAAUCCAAAAGCUAUGGCACGAUUGGCUGUUGGUGAAGCCUUGACAAAUCUUGUAUGGGCUAAAGUUACUUCUCUUGGUGAUGUAAAAGCUAGUGGUAACUGGAUGUAUGCAGCAAAACUUGAUGGAGAAGGUGCAGCAAUGUAUGAUGCUGCUGUGGCACUCUCAGAGGCCAUGAUCAAACUGGGUAUAGCAAUAGAUGGUGGAAAGGACAGUCUCUCAAUGGCGGCUCAUGCUGCUGGUGAAAUUGUCAAGGCACCUGGAAAUUUAGUAAUAAGUGCUUAUGUAACUUCUCCGGAUAUAACAUUAACAGUGACACCAGACCUGAAACUUGAAGAUGACGGUGUUCUGCUGCACAUUGACCUAGCAAAAGGAAGACGGCGCUUGGGUGGCUCUGCCCUUCUGCAGGCCUUUAAUCAAGUUGGUGAUGAGAGUCCUGAUCUUGAUGAUGUUCUUUACCUUGCAAAGACAUUUGAAGCUGUUCAAGAGUUGCUUGCUGAGCGGUUGGUUUCUGCUGGUCAUGACAUCAGUGAUGGUGGGAUUCUUGUAUGCGUACUAGAAAUGGCAUUUGCUGGUAAUUGUGGCGUGCAGUUAAGUUUGAACUCAAAAGAAAAAGAUAUUCUCCAUUUAUUAUUUGCUGAAGAACUUGGUCUUGUUCUUGAGGUGAGCUCACAGAAUCUUAAUCUGGUCAAGCAAAAGCUGGAUGGUGCUGGCAUUUCCUUGGAGGUUAUUGGAAACGUCACAGCAUCACCAAUCAUAGACUUGAGUAUUGACGGAACGCAGCAACUGAAAGAAGACAUGUCUUACCUGAGGGACAUUUGGGAGGACACUAGCUUUCAACUUGAGGGUCUCCAGAGACUGGCGUCCUGUGUUAACCUUGAGAAAGAAGGCCUCAAGAACAGGCGUAAACCUUCAUGGAGAUUAUCUUUCACUCCAAAAUUUACAGAUAUGAAGUUCAUGCAAUCUGCUUCAAAACCAAAGGUAGCUAUCAUUCGCGAAGAAGGAAGCAAUGGGGACCGGGAAAUGUCAGCUGCAUUCCAUGCUGCAGGAUUUGAACCUUGGGAUAUAACGAUGUCUGACCUUCUUAAGGGACUCAUUUCCCUAAAUGAUUUCCGAGGCCUUGCUUUUGUUGGUGGCUUCAGUUAUGCUGAUGUACUUGACUCAGCCAAGGGCUGGUCAGCAUCCAUAAGGUUCAAUCAGAAUCUCCUCAAGCAAUUCCAGGCAUUCUACAACAGGCCUGACACGUUCAGCCUUGGCAUCUGCAAUGGCUGUCAGCUAAUGGCUCUUCUUGGUUGGGUUCCAGGUGCUGAUGUAGGUGGUUCCUUGGGCGGCGGAGGUGAUGUUUCACAACCAAGGUUUAUUCACAAUGAAUCAGGUCGGUUCGAAUGCCGGUUUACUAGUGUGCUGAUUGAGGAUUCUCCAGCUAUAAUGUUAAAGGGAAUGGAAGGAAGUACAUUGGGUGUUUGGGCUGCUCAUGGUGAAGGAAGGGCAUAUUUUCCUGAUGAAAGUAUCCGUGACAGAAUUCUCCAUGAUAAUCUGGCUCCUCUAAGAUACUGUGAUGAUUAUGGUAGCAUUACAGAAGUAUAUCCCUUUAAUCUUAAUGGAUCCCCAUUUGGUGUUGCGGCUCUCUGCUCUCCUGAUGGAAGGCACCUCGCGAUGAUGCCGCACCCAGAGAGGUGCUUUAUGAUGUGGCAGUUUCCAUGGUAUCCGAUGGAAUGGAAUUUGGACAAGAAAGGCCCGAGUCCUUGGUUAAGGAUGUUUCAGAAUGCACGUCAAUGGUGCUCUUGAAAGCAAAGUAUUUAUUAAUAGAACUCCAUCCGGAAUAAAGGUUUAUGUUUCUUCCUGAAUAAUUCCUAAUAAGAUUGGUGCGUACUGAUUUCGUUGAAUUGUUACUUCUGUAGUCUUUCUCCAGAAUUUUGUCCGAGGUGUGAGACGGCUCAUGCAAACUGUUUACAGUAUCUGUGUGCUGUGCUGGGUGUCUUUUCCUGGAGGCACUGAAGCUGGUCUUGUAUUUUGUGAAAUGGCCUGUAGCGAAAUUUGUGUGUGAAUUUUAGUGGACAGAUUCAAUUAUUUUGUUGAGCUGAUUCUACUCUUUCAAUAAGGAUGUUUUGAGCAUCAAUUCAAAUGUCAUUCAUCUAUUGUGUGGAUGACUUGAACUUUAA
Dendrobium catenatum is the source of this 4722-nucleotide messenger RNA. Its product is annotated as probable phosphoribosylformylglycinamidine synthase, chloroplastic/mitochondrial. NCBI's taxonomy places the organism in Eukaryota, Viridiplantae, Streptophyta, Magnoliopsida, Asparagales, Orchidaceae. Bases 113 to 4348 code for a protein of 1411 amino acids. Gene Ontology annotation, biological process: 'de novo' IMP biosynthetic process. The record is from RefSeq and is a predicted model, not a curated record. The transcript is spliced from 2 exons. Gene Ontology annotation, molecular function: phosphoribosylformylglycinamidine synthase activity.